AUGUGGAACCAAGCUUAUAGAGUUAUACUGAUAUUCUUAGGAUCUGGAUUUUUACAUCACAGUUAUGCUUGCACAGUAGAAGGCGUAGACCAGAGCGUUCCUGUAACAAGAGAAAUCAAAGACACAUUUAGAGGCAUAUUUUUUUCAAGUGCUACUCAAGAUAUUCAAGAACCCAUUUCUUUAAUACAAAAUGAAGGUCUAAGGGAAGGACCGUAUCUUAAUAUUUUCCUAAAUAACUCAGUGCUUACUAUCGGUACCAAUGACAACUUUGCCAAUUAUGAAGAAGUUGAAACCGAAAGGACUAUGAGAUACACAGUAAAUUUAAGAUGUACAAGUGGUUCGCGAUUGAGUUUUGUUUUGAUUGUAAACAUAAUAGAUACAAACAACAACGACCCUAUAUUUCUGCAACCGGAAUACGAGUUUAACAUCGUUCUACCAGUCCCGCCUGGAUUCAUGGUCACCAACUGUGAAAAUGACAUUGUUGUCAGAGAUAUAGAUCUUACCACUCAAAGGAUUGAUUUUAAACUGGAUGGAAGCGAUCUCUUUGAAAUAUCUUACGACCCAUCUUCUACAGUUCCCAAAGAAUUUAAGUCGAUACUCAGAACGACUACUUUGAUAAGAUAUAUACCCGAGCAAAUAACAUUGACUUUGACUGCCACGGAUGUUGACGAAACUAGCGAUCCGGCAAGAUCAAAUACUACGACGGUUAUCAUCAAAGCAGACAAUCAAUUUCAAUUUCCUUAUGAACCAAGAUUUUCACGACCUUUUUAUUUGGCAUCAUAUGAUCGGGAAAGCGAUUUCGUAUUACAAGAUACUAUUUACUUAGAACAGGGAUAUGACGAUCAAGUUAAAUUCAGUUUUGAUAGCGAUUAUUCUGAAUAUUUCAAUAUUCUGAUAGAUGAUAAUAAAGUUCAGUUUAAUAUGAAUAAAUCAAUACCAAUGGAAAUGUAUGAAGAAAAACAAAUAUAUAUAGUUGUAAAAGCAGAAAGAGAAUACACUAGUGGUGCCACUGCUACGGUUAUUUUAAAACUACCAAUAGAUACUAAGUUAGAAUUUGAGAAAGGCAUUUAUAAAGGAACAAUUACUGAUAACGUACUACUGCUCACAGAUUUAAUAUUAAAACAAGGGUACGAAGAUUCCAAUAUAACAAUAGAAAUAAGCAGUGAAUACUCUUUCAGAGCGACUGUUUUAUCGAAUAUCAUAAAAUUAUCAAUGGAUCCUUUGACAGAGGAUGUUAUUAAGAAUAAUAAUUUUAUUGGUUUGGAAGUAUUGGCCUCAAAUAACCGCACUACGGCAACAACUGCAGUAGUAUUAGAAAUCAUAAAAGAAGAUUACAUAACUCCAGUAUUUGAGAAAUUUAUAUAUAAUGAAUACUUUACAUUCUUCAAUAUAUCGCAAGAUGGAGCAAGAAUAAGACUUGAACCGUUGGCUAUACCUGAAGAAUUGCUGAAAACGAAUAUUAUUUUAAGCAUAGUUGCUGAUAAACCAAGAACAGUGGGAGCACAUGCUACAAUCAAUAUAGCGGUUCCAUCAGCUCGAUCUUUGGUUUUCGAAAAGGAUUUGUAUAUCGGAACAAUAGAAAAGAAAAAUUUAACACUCAAUAACAUUAUUUUAACUGAUGGAUACGGCCCAGACUUAAAUUUUACCUUAACUGGCGAACUUUCAAAUCACUUUUCCGUGAGUAACAAUCAAAACAUCCUAACUGUCUUCGUAACAACGGAAUUGCCGGAGACAGUUGUAUUGGAGAACGACUUUAUUGUAUUGACUCUCGUUGCAUUCGGAAUGAAAGCUAUUACAACUUCAACAAAUAUCGUCAUUCGAAUAAUAAAAGAAGACUAUCUAACUCCCGUUUUUAACGAGCAGAUCUAUUCUGUAACGUACGAGAACAAUCAAUUAAGUGCCGUCAAUAUGACAUUGAUCCAAGGUUUCGAUGAAACUGUCACAUUUGAAUUGAUGGGUGUCCACAGAGAAUUCUUUAGUUUAGAAACUAGUCUCAACACAAUAAAACUCGUUGUGAACUCCACUAUACCAGAAGAUAUUAUAUUUAAUGAAAAGGUUAUCAUAUUAAAUGUUGUGGCUCGAAAGCCCCUAACAGUUGGAGCAAAUGCAGCAGUGUAUAUAACAUUUCCACCAGAGAUGACAGAACUAGGCGUAUUGAAUUUUACCCAAAAUGCUUAUAGGGGCUCUUUAAAAGAGGGCGUCCUUCAAGUAGAAGAUAUAAUACUUGAAUAUGGUUACACGCCACAAACAAUAUUUAUUCUAAGCGGAGUAAUGCUAAAGAGUAAUGUAUCAUUGGAGGAAAUCGAAACACAGAAUUUUAUUACUUUAGAAGUUAAAGCAAUAAGAAAAAGGACUGUUCCUGCAACAACAGUAGUAGUGGUGUAUAUCAAUAAAACUAACAUUCUUACUCCUAUAUUUGAACAAGCAUUUUAUAACGGCAGUUACACUAAAGACGGUGGAUUAGUAUUUGAACAAGUAAUAUCAUUACAGGAAGGUUUUGAUGGUACUGUAGAAUUUAGUUUAGAAAAAGAGUAUUCACAGUGGUUUGUGUUGGAACUAAAUGGCAAUUCUGUAAUUUUAAAAUUAAACACUUCAAAUCCUAUACCAGAGGACGUCACAGAAAAAAAUAAGCAAUUUUUAAUCACAAUUUUUGCCAGAAAACCACAGACGAUUGAUGGGAGAGCAGUUAUAUAUAUAGAUAUACCAAAAGAAAAUAGCAGUGUCAGAAUACUUCAAUUUGAACGGGUCAGCUAUUUGGGAAGUAUAGAGAGCGGGGUAAUAGAAAUAGAAGAGAUUCGUCUCAAGACUGAAAUUACGUCAUCAAUGGAAUUCAAUAUAACUGGAGGUGAAUACGCCUCGUAUUUUACAAUAUCUAAGCAGACUGAAUUUAUACAGAUUGACAUCGUGGACGCACCACCAGAAGUGUUUGAAAAUAAUGACUUUUUAGUUCUCAAUAUAAAUGCGUUUGAAGUCGGAUCUAUAAGUGGACAUACCACUGCCGUAUUGAAUAUAAUAAAGGACCAACAGUAUAAAAAUAUCACCCCAGUAUUUAGCGAAGCCUAUUACACUGGACAGUAUUCUAAGGAUACAGGACUUUUAUUCUUAUCUACUAUAACUCUCAUCCAAGGUUAUGACGAAAUUGUCAAAUUUUCACUUGAUAGAGGAUCUCCGGAGACGAGUGUUUACUUUGAUAAAAUUCUUUACAAUGGGAAACUAGAGGAUGGCAUUCUUUCACACGAAACCAUAACAUUGACAGGAUUCAGUGGAACAAAUAUUUUAAUAACGGGUGAAAACUCAAGACUUUUUGAAGCGGAAUUAAUGAACGGCUUUGUGAAAGUCACAACAACGUCUUCGUCCGAAUUUCCAAGAGAGCUUACUCACAUAGCACUUGAAUUACAAGCAGGGAGUGCGAAGUCAGUACUUUUAAUAGAUGUCAGUUUUUCAGAGAACCCGGAUCUACCAAAGAUAUCAUUUAAAUCACAAUCCUACUUCUUUUGGGCUGAUGUCAAACAGACGGGGGAAAUUGGAAGGGUGGAAGCAACGGUUGAUAAUGAUGAAGCUGUCACAUACUCCUUGCAUGUUACUAAUGAUCACAUAGCAUCUCGGCUUAAUAUAGAUGAAAGUAAUGGAGUAUUACAGUUGACAAACGUCGCCGAGAAGGGAAUAUAUAAUUUCAAUGUUAAAGCAACUUCGGUUCAAAGCAAAGUUGAAGCUACAGCAUCAGUGCUAUUGCGUGUUGACGCUCUACCAGAUUGCGGGGGUGAGGUUGGCCUGUCACCUUUGAUAGUUAUUGAAAGAGUUGAAGAAGAAGCUCAUUAUAAUUUGGUUGUCUUAAAUGAAACUGAACAUGAGGGUUGUCAGUACUCAUUGACAAACGUCUUCCCCGAAGAUCAAUCCUGGUUAUAUAUCGAAAGUAACGGAUUGCAUACAAAGCCCAUUGACCGAGAGGACAAAUCAAUUGCUUUCAUGACUCUGUCUCAGAUUCAAGUUGAAUUAACACUUAAGUGCGACAGUGAUGAAGUGCCGGCCUUCGCUAAGCGUUCAUUAGACGCAGACGAUAGCUCGUACCUCUAUUCUUACGACUACGGUCCUAAUAAAUGGGUCCUGACUGACACCAUUUUAUAUAAUGCCAGACGAAGCUUCGUGAACCUUAUCGUCAAUGAUAUUAAUGAUAAUUCACCAAAAUUCAACGGAAAGGAAAAUGAUACAAUUUACGUAGGAUAUCCGGUGUCCGAAAUAGAGGGGGUCGUUCUUCCACGUGCUCUUGUUGAAUUGAAGGCGACAGAUGAGGAUAUAGGAGAAAAUGCAGGCAUAAUGUAUUGGAGCGGGGAAGACAAUCUGGCCGUUUCACCAAAUACCGGUUUAGUUCACGUUCGCAAUAACGCAAAAUUGGAAAACAAUUCCCGUUUAACAGUAUAUGCUAUCGACCAAAACGGACAAGGGAACAACGGCUCUAUAGAUAUUGUGGUUAAAUUAUUAAAUAAAAAUCAAAUUGCCGUCCUGACUAUAAGAAACGCAUUCUUGGAGGAUGAAUCUAACGUUUUAAAUGAUUUGAGUAAUUCGGUGGGAUACGACGUAAAGGUUUUAAGAUCUAUUGUGAUAUCUGACAGCUAUGAAGAAUCCAAUAGAACGAAACGAGACCUAUCUAGUAAUAGCCGAUCAUCUCUGCAACUAUAUGUUUAUGGUUUAAAGGAAAGUGAACCAGUAGACAUAAAUCAAUUGACCGGAGAUAUUAACAAUAAUAACGUAGCUACAAUCACAAUAGCCAGGAUUCUAUCUUUAGAAGAUCAUCUUGACAGUCUUGACAUAUGUCCCGGAGUGGAACGUGAUAUAGUCCUGCUAGCUAUAACCAUCGCACUAUCUAUCCUGAUAUUUAUUUUAAUUAUAGCGAUAGCUGUAUUGUUCUUCCUUAAAUGGAGAAUAACAAGAAACUACGAGAGAUUCAGUGAUAGCAACAGUACAACUUCCCAAUUAGCAUCACCCAAGCUUCCUGUUAUUGAAGUUCCUCAGAAAACACGUCUCAAUAUGGAGGAAAUAAAAAGGAGUGAGAAGAGGCUACAAGAAAUGUUAGAAGGGCCGGUUGAAAAUCAACUCGAUCCUGAAACAGAUGAUAUUAAAGAACCAAAUGAGACAUUAGAUGAAGCUAUUGUUAACAUAUCAAGUGAUGCUCAAUUACCUAUUAUAAUACAAUCAAUAGAUAAGCUAAAAGAUGGCAAUGACGAGUCUGAUGAUAAUGACGAAUACGGUGAAAUGAGACAACCAAGGAAAUCUGUUGUGACGUUUAAUGAAAACGUUGAGAAAAUCAUUCAUAUAGAAGACGUUAAUGAAGACGAAAGCUCAGAGCAGAGUUAUGAAGUUUAUAAAUUUUAA
This is a messenger RNA of Danaus chrysippus (African queen), 5370 nucleotides long. The record is from the annotation of a GenBank genome assembly. NCBI's taxonomy places the organism in Eukaryota, Metazoa, Arthropoda, Insecta, Lepidoptera, Nymphalidae.